AUGGAUCCCACAGCCUUGGUGGAAGCCGUUGUGGAAGAAGUAGCCUGUCCCAUCUGCAUGACCUUCCUGAGGGAGCCCAUGAGCAUCGACUGUGGCCACAGCUUCUGCCAUAGCUGUCUCUCUGGACUCUGGGAGGUUCCAGGAGAAUCCCAGAACUGGGGUUACACCUGUCCCCUCCGUUGAGCUCCUGUCCAGCCAAGGAACCUGAGGCCUAAUUGGCAGCUGGCCAGUGUUGUAGAAAAAGUCUGUCUGCUAAGGCUGCAUCCAGGAAUGGGGCUGAAGGGUGAUAUGUGUGAGCGCCACAGGGAACAGCUAAAGGUGUUCUGCAAAGAAGAUGGCUUAGUAAUGUGUGAGGCCUGCAGCCGGUCCCCAGAGCAUGAGGCCCACAGUGUCAUGCCUGUGGAGGAUGUUGCCUGGGAGUAUAAAUGGAAACUCCAUGAGGCUCUAGAACAUCUCAAGAAAGAGCAAGAAGAGGCCUGGAAGCUGGAAGUUGGUGAGAGAAAACGAACUGCCGACUGGAAGAUACAGGUUGAAACCCGAAAGCAGAAUAUCAUAUGGGAGUUUGAGAAAUACAGGCGAUUACUAAAGCAAAAACAGCUACCAGGGCGACAGCCGGAGGUAGAGGCAAAGACAGCUCUGGCCAGCCUGGAGCAGGAGGAGGGGGAGACCCUGCAGAAACUGCAGUCGAACCAUGACGAGCUCACCCAGCAGAGCCGAGUCCUGUGGCAAAUGAUUGCAGAGCUGGAAGAGAGGUCCCAGUGGCCUGUCCGCUGGAUGCUGCAGGGUAUUAAGGAAAUCUUACACGGAAGCAAGUCUUGGAGCCUGCAGCGGCCAGAACCAGUGUCCCUGGAGCUGAAGACAGAUUGCCGUGUGCUGGGGCUAAGAGAGAUCCUGAAGACGUAUGCAGCCGAUGUGUGCCUGGAUCCAGAUACUGCUUAUUCCCGCCUCAUCGUGUCCGAGGACAGAAAACGUGUGCACUAUGGAGACACCAGGCAGAAUGUGCCUGACAAUCCCGAGAGGUUUUAACGCUACAACAUUGUCCUGGUCAGCCAGUGCAUCUCCUCAGGCCGGCACUACUGGGAGGUGGAGGUGGGAGAAAGGUCUGAAUGGGGCCUGGGGGUUUGUAAGGAAAGCGUAGACCAGAAGGAGGUGGUCUAUUUAUCCCCACACUAUGGGUUCUGGGUGAUAAGGCAGAGGAAGGGAGAUGAGUACCGCGCAGGCACUGAUGAGUACCCACUCCUGUCCCUGCCAGUCCCUCCUCGCCGGGUGGGAGUCUUCCUGGAUUAUGAAGCCCAUGACAUCUCCUUCUACAACGUGACUGACAGCAGCUCCCACAUUUUCACUUUUCCCUGCUGUCCCUUCCCUGGGCGCCUCCUGCCCUAUUUUAGUCCUUGCUACAGCAUUGGGGCCAACAACACUGCUCCUCUGGCCAUCUGCUCCCUGGACGGGGAGGACUAA
Messenger RNA from Propithecus coquereli (Coquerel's sifaka), 1458 nucleotides. It is a transcript of the gene TRIM68, whose product is annotated as tripartite motif containing 68. The transcript is spliced from 6 exons. Gene Ontology annotation, molecular function: zinc ion binding; protein binding. The record is from RefSeq and is a predicted model, not a curated record. Lineage: Eukaryota; Metazoa; Chordata; Mammalia; Primates; Indriidae.